AUGGACUCUCACCGGCGCAGGAUCGCCGGCCUGGUGGCGGAUUUUAUCCCCACCCAGAUCCUUCAACAACGUGCUCAUGCCGCUGCCACAACGGGGGCGGCUGAGGCCACCUCCACCAUCUCUCCUUACCACUCCAACCUUGCUGGUGUAAACCAGCCCGUCAACAUGCUGUUCAAGGACAUGCUCUGGGCUAGCUUUGGUGGAAUGGCAAUUGUCGUCCUGGUUAUCACCAUCAGCCGUAUCCUCUGGGCCCAGCUUCGUCAUGUCUCGGCCAUGUCGGUUGAGGGUGAGAGGCAAAACUACUGGAAGACGGCUCAGUGGAACUGGAUGCCCAGCUUGAAGAAACAUCUCAUGUACGCCCCUCUCUGGAACAAGCGCCACAACAAGGAGAUCAAGCUCUCGAGCGCUAUCGGCAUCGGCACCUUGCCUUCUCGCAUGCACAGCGUCAUCCUCGGAUUCUAUAUCGCCAGCAACAUGAUCUACAUGUUCUUCCUGAACUGGGAGAAUGCCAACCUGUACUCUUUCUGCGCCGAACUCCGUGGUCGCUCCGGCACACUCUCCGUCGUGAACAUGGUGCCGCUCAUCAUUCUUGCCGGCCGCAACAACCCGUUGAUCGGCAUGCUUCACGUUAGCUUCGACACCUACAACCUUCUUCACCGAUGGGUUGGCCGCAUGUCUGUCAUCGAGGCUGUCCUUCACACUAUUGCCUGGUUGAUUGUCCAGAUCGCCGACAGCGGAUGGGAUGGCGUUUGGCAUAGGAUGUCCAACGAGCUCUUCAUUGGCUCGGGCAUGGCUGGUACGCUCGCUCUCAUUGUCAUCAUGAUCUUGUCGUUCUCGCCCGUUCGCCACGCCUUCUACGAGACUUUCCUCAACGUCCACAUCAUCCUCGCAUUCUUCAUCUUCCUGAUGACCUACAUCCACUGCGCCGUCGCUGGUCUUGCGGGUGGCCUUCCUCAACUCCCCUGGAUGAUUGCUAUCUUCAUUCUCUGGUUCCUUGAGCGUAUGGCCCGCAUUGUUCGUGUCGCUUACAUGAACUGGUCUGACCGCGGUACCACCGAUGCCAUUGUCGAGGCCGUUCCUGGCGAGUGCACUCGUGUCACCAUGAACCUUCCUCGCUACGUCGACGUCAAGCCUGGCACUCACGCCUACCUGAGAUUCAAGGACAUCCGCCCCUGGGAUUGCCACCCCUUCUCCAUCGGCUGGGUUGAGCAUAUUCCUGACCACCGCUCGCUGCCUCUUGGAGUGGACGAGGAGAAGGCUACGCUCACUGCCAUUGACAAGAAGAACACAACGACCUCCAUCUCUUUCAUUAUCGGUGCUCAGAGUGGCUUCACUCGUGAUCUUUACAACGUUGCCCGCCAGAGCGGUGACCGCGCUAUUCGCAUGAAGGCUUGCGUUGAAGGUCCCUACAGUGGCCAUCACUCGCUCGACUCGUAUGGUCACGCGGUCCUCUUCGCCGGCGCUACUGGCAUCACUCACGGUAUUUCCUACCUCAAGCCCCUCAUCGAUGGCUACAACAACGGCAGCGUUGCCACGAGACGCAUCACCCUCGUCUGGAUCGUCCGUGACUACGAAGCUCUCGAGUGGGUUCGUCCCUGGAUGGAUACUAUCCUUCGCCUCCCCAACCGAAAGGACAUCCUCCGUAUCCAGCUAUACAUCACUCGCCCUCAGAACUCUCAACAGAUUGUUUCGGCAUCCAACACAGUCCAGAUGUUCCCUGGCCGCCCCAACAUUCCUCUGAUUAUGAAGCGUGAGGUGUCGGAGCAGCAGGGCGCCAUGUGCGUCCACAUCUGCGGCCCCGGUGCUCUCGCUGAUGACGUGAGAUCUGCGGUGAGAGAGGUGCAAGACGAGGGCACAGUGGUUGACUUUGUGGAGGAGAGUUUCACGUGGUAG
This is a messenger RNA of Colletotrichum abscissum, 1893 nucleotides long. Its product is annotated as ferric reductase like transmembrane component. The record is from RefSeq and is a predicted model, not a curated record. Gene Ontology annotation, cellular component: plasma membrane. The transcript has a single exon. Gene Ontology annotation, molecular function: ferric-chelate reductase activity. Gene Ontology annotation, biological process: intracellular iron ion homeostasis; copper ion import; iron ion transport. Lineage: Eukaryota; Fungi; Ascomycota; Sordariomycetes; Glomerellales; Glomerellaceae. Bases 1 to 1893 code for a protein of 630 amino acids.